Messenger RNA from Passer montanus (Eurasian tree sparrow), 1424 nucleotides. RefSeq names its product chromosome unknown C9orf78 homolog (gene CUNH9orf78). Gene Ontology annotation, biological process: mRNA splicing, via spliceosome. Gene Ontology annotation, cellular component: spliceosomal complex. The transcript is spliced from 9 exons. The record is from RefSeq and is a predicted model, not a curated record. Lineage: Eukaryota; Metazoa; Chordata; Aves; Passeriformes; Passeridae. Bases 82 to 951 code for a protein of 289 amino acids.
GGGGUUGCGGCGUCAUCGCCGCGCGCCGCGGCAGCGGGAGGGAAGCCGCGGUGAGGCGGCCGAGGCGCGGCGGCCGGAGCGAUGCCGGGGCAGAAAUCCUUCCGGCGGCGCAGGGAGGACGAGGACGAGGAGGAGGAGGACGAGCAGCUCGCCGAGGAGGUCAGGUUAAAACUUGAGGAGGCCAAAGAAGUUCAGAGCCUCAGAAAGCGGCCCAAUGGGGUGAGUGCUGUAGCUCUGCUGGUGGGAGAGAAGCUGCAGGAAGAAGCCACCCUUGUGGAUGACCCAUUUAAGAUAAAAUCUGGGGGGAUGGUGGACAUGAAGAAGCUGAAAGAAAGAGGCAAGGACAGGAUUAAUGAAGAGGAAGAUCUGAACUUGGGAACUUCCUUCUCAGCAGAAACCAACAGGAGGGAUGAAGAUGCUGACAUGAUGAAGUACAUUGAGACUGAGCUGAAGAAGAGAAAGGGAAUUGUGGAGAACGAGGAGCAGAAGGUGAAGCUUAAGAAUGCUGAGGACUCCCUGUACGAGCUGCCAGAGAACAUCCGUGUCUCCUCUGCCAAGAAGACUGAGGAGAUGUUGUCCAACCAGAUGCUGAGCGGCAUUCCUGAAGUGGACCUGGGGAUCGAUGCAAAAAUAAAAAACAUCAUCUCAACUGAAGAGGCCAAGGCCAAGCUGCUGGCAGAGCAGCAGAACAAAAAGAAAGACAGUGAAACUUCCUUUGUUCCCACCAACAUGGCUGUUAAUUAUGUCCAGCACAAUAGAUUUUAUCAUGAGGAGCUGAAUGCGCCAGUGCGAAGGAACAAGGAGGAGCCAAAGCCGCGGCCGCUGAGGGUGGGGGACACGGAGAGGCCAGAGCCUGAGCGGUCUCCUCCAAAUCGCAAACGUCCCCUCAAUGAAAAAGCCACGGAUGAUUAUCACUAUGAGAAGUUCAAGAAGAUGAACAGGCGAUACUGAUGAAUGUGGACUGAAGUCUCUGGAGUUUUUCCUAUUUUCCACCAGUAAGGGAUUUUGUGUCAAUGCCCUGCGAUGGAUGUUGGGAAGAGUCACUACCUUCAGAUGUUACCUACAAAGCUCUUCCUGCGUGAUCUUGUAGUGAAUCAGUUUGCAGGUGAUUGUGAACUCUUUGGUUCGUGUAACUUUGUAUAUAAAUACAGUCUUAUAAAUGAAGUUUUUUAAUGGAAAAUGAGCUUUCAUUUGGCAAUUUGUAGUGAGAUAACUAAGUGGCUUUUAUAGAUUUUUCUUUUCACCAUCUUAAUACUAAAAAAAAAGAGAUCCUUUAAAAGCAGCAAUGCUGUUUGCUUUGUAAAUGUAAAGGUCUUGGGAUCUUGUCUUCUUGUCCACAUGUCUUCCCCAGAAGUGCAGUGUGGGUGCUUGUAGUGAAAAUUUGUAACUUGAAAAUAGUAAAAGUGGUUUUUUAAGUUAUUGUA